ACCUGUUUUGAUUUAAUUCGAGUUUCGAUCUUUUUCAGGCACCAGGUCAUUUUUUGGGAAAGAGAAAAGACCAUUUGCAUGAAAAAAAUGUUGAAAUUUAAUGGAAUUAUUGAUUAAAAUAUAAAGUUGUUUCAAAUGAAUGUGAAAUGUAUAAUAUUUUUAAUACAAAAGUAAAAGUUUUAAGAUUGCAUAUUAAUACAUCGUUAUUCACCUGUAUAUUCUGAAGUCUUUUUUUUAAUGAAACCGACAUGGAAAAGAAUGUUCAGCUACGGAGAAUGGAAAAUUAAGGAAAUUGUGCUGCCACCUAAGAAAAAGUAAAAACUUUCAAUGAAUAGCAUCGGUGAGUCGUGCACUGAAUUGAAAAAGGAGUAUGACACCUGUUUUCAUGCUUGGUUUUCAGACAAAUUUCUCAAAGGUGAUACCAAUGAAUCGAUGUGUGAACCCUUAUUCAAAGUCUACCAACAAUGUGUCAAGAAUGCGAUGAAAGAGCAGAAAAUAGAGUUAAAAGAAAUGGAAAAGAAUCAUUUAGAGGAAAAAAACGAAGACAAAAGUGAAAGUUGACAAGAUGAUGAACAUAGUUUAUCAAUAAAAGAAAUUUGUGUGUAACUUCUGCACCUCACGAUGGAAGGAGAUUGAAUCUUCUGAGUUGCUUAAAAUUAUAAGCGAUUGUUACAAAUCUUCUGAAGGUUUUCGGGAUUCGGUUUUAUUCCUAUCUCUUAUAAAAAUAAAUCAAGUAUCAUGUUUUUUUUUUAAUAAAUAGCUUUUUGAAAGAUAAAUUAUAUAUUUUUCUUUAAUCUACUUAGGAAAUGUAUUCUGUGUAAGUUAAAAAUAUAAUGUGUUAAUGAUAUUUAGCUAAACAAUUUGUUUAUUAAAAAUGUAAAUGUACUUUUUCAUGCGCAUGAAAAAAUCCUAUGUCAGUUUACUAGAAAAUAUAUUACUGUUGUAUAUUUUAUUCUCUUAAAGAGAUUCUCUUUAAAAUAAACUCUUUUAUGUUCAGAUAAUAAAGUUUGUUUAAUGUUUAA
Messenger RNA from Leptopilina boulardi, 1022 nucleotides. Its product is annotated as TP53-regulated inhibitor of apoptosis 1-like. The transcript is spliced from 4 exons. The record is from RefSeq and is a predicted model, not a curated record. Bases 328 to 561 code for a protein of 77 amino acids. NCBI's taxonomy places the organism in Eukaryota, Metazoa, Arthropoda, Insecta, Hymenoptera, Figitidae.